UUUUCAUGUGAGAAGCCCAGGACUGAACUACUACAAAACCCUACUUCUUCUCAUUUCACAUAGUUCUCAGCCUCUCGGAGAAAACCCUAAUUCGCAGUCACAGAGCGAAAUCUGAGAGAUGGGUGAAGAAGCCAAGACAAUUGUUCCAGAGUCCGUUCUGAAGAAGCGUAAGAGGGAGGAGGAAUGGGCUUUGGCAAAGAAGCAAGCUCUCGAAGCUGAGAAAAAAAAGAGAGCCGAGAGCCGCAAACUCAUCUAUAACAGAGCCCAACAGUACGCAAAGGAGUACGAUCAGCAGGAGAAGGAUUUGAUUCGGUUGAAGCGUGAGGCAAAACUGAAAGGUGGAUUUUAUGUGGAUCCAGAGGCGAAGCUCUUGUUUAUCAUUCGCAUUCGUGGUAUCAAUGCAAUGGACCCCAAGUCAAGGAAGAUCCUGCAGCUGUUGCGAUUGAGACAGAUCUUCAAUGGUGUAUUUCUCAAGGUUAACAAAGCCACCAUGAACAUGCUUCACAGAGUUGAACCUUAUGUGACUUAUGGAUACCCAAAUCUUAAGAGUGUGAAGGAACUUAUUUACAAGAGAGGGUAUGGAAAGCUCAACAAGCGAAGGACUGCUCUAACUGACAACGCCAUCAUUGAGCAGGCACUGGGCAAAUAUGGAAUCAUUUCAGCUGAGGAUCUAAUCCACGAGAUCAUAACAGUCGGACCUCACUUUAAGGAGGCUAACAACUUCCUGUGGCCAUUUAAACUGAAGGCUCCUUUGGGUGGUUUGAAGAAGAAGAGAAACCACUAUGUUGAGGGAGGAGAUGCUGGAAACCGGGAGAAUUACAUCAAUGAGCUAAUCAGGAGAAUGAAUUAAGCUGUGGCACCGUUCAAUGUUGACUAGUCGAUUCACUAUUUUCUUGUUGGCUUAGAUCAAGACAAUUUUCGUAUCUGAAAUUUUGAGAAUAGCACAUUUGUGACUUUGGAAAACCUUUUUUAUAAGUUUGAAUGUUUUUCGUUUUAUAAGUA
This is a messenger RNA of Vigna umbellata (rice bean), 1002 nucleotides long. NCBI's taxonomy places the organism in Eukaryota, Viridiplantae, Streptophyta, Magnoliopsida, Fabales, Fabaceae. The record is from RefSeq and is a predicted model, not a curated record.